AACAAAACUCACCCCCGCGCCUUAUAUUUAUGAUUCCAGACCGAUGUGCACACUCGAACGCAAUAAAGGAUCACUGGAAAGGAGAAGAGCAAAAAAGGAUAACUUUGACGUUUAGUGCGAAAAAAGGUGUUGUGCAAGUGCAUAGAAUAGCCAAAAUGGAAAUUGAAGCCGAUUCUCAAAAAUGUAUUCUGGAUUUAGCGAAAAAGUGUCUAAAAAAGAUACCGAAAACCGAUGACGCUCAGCAGUACAAAGUACUGCUCCUGGACGACAAUGAACUGCAGAAAAUCGACAAUAUCGAUUCCUAUCUUAAAAUCGAAAAGUUAUCCUUAUGCAAAAAUCAACUAUUGCGGAUGUACGGUGUCUGUAGGUUACACUGCCUCAGGGAAUUGAACCUGUCAUACAACGGCAUCCUAACGAUCGAAGGACUGAAAGAUCUAAUUCAUUUAACGCAUCUCAACUUGGAAGGCAACAACAUCAAAACAAUUGAACACCUUAAUACCAACACAAACCUCGAAAGUCUUAACUUAUCGGAGAAUAGUAUCGCAAUACUCUCGGAUAUUUCUUUUCUCAAAAAUUUAAAGGAUCUCUAUUUAAAUGGUAACAGAGUGGCACACCUGAGGCAAUGCGACAAAUACUUGCCACAGUCGUUGGAAACUUUUACCCUGGCUAAAAACAACAUUUCCGACUUGAACGAAAUUUGCACGUUGAGCCAUUUAAACAAUCUAAACAGCAUUACGAUAGCAGACAAUCCAUGUGUUCAAAUGACAGGAAACUCCAUUGGAUUUGACUAUCGUCCGUUUGUUCUGAAUUGGUGCAUGAGUGUAAAAAUGAUCGAUGGCUUUGUAGUAACCGCAAUCGAAAGUCUGAAAGCAGAAUGGCUGUACAGCCAGGGCCGGGGCCGUCAGUUUCGGGUAGGAGACCAGACCGCUCUGGCUCGAUACCUAAGUACGGUCUGCCCACUAUCUGGAGAAGCGCUGGAAAAUGAAAAUGAGCGCAAAUUACGAUUAAUUUUGAGCAAAGCUCAACAACACCAGCGUCAACUACAAGAACAAAAUUCCAACGGUGGUGAUGGCGUAUCCACUCCAGUGAAUAAUUCACCUUCGUCGUUAAGACGAAAAGCACAAACAAGCCGAAUUCAGUCUCCCAGAGUCACUCGGCUGAGUGGACGUCAACACUCGCCAGAAACGAUGUCGAACAGCUACCAUGGCAAUACUUCCAAUAAUUUGAUGACUUCAAGUCAAACCGAAACAUCUGGUGGCAGCCAAUUAUUUGAACUUACCAAAUCGCUUAUUGACAACAUCACUUCCGACAGUAUCAUGUCCCAAAGUUUAGAUGCAAAUAUGCUGAACCUUGGCGGUACGGGGGGAAACUCAAUGAACGUUUCGAUGCAUGAAAGUAUCAUAUUAUCCAAACAAGCUAAUACAAAUGGAGCAAACCUUUACAAUGAUCAACCCCCAGUUACACCGGUAAUAAUGGGUGGCCCAUUGGCGGCCGCUUCAAAAAUGGUUCCUGUUCCAGAAUCACUAAUGAGUCCCGAUUGCGGGCCGACUAAUUCGGCGGCAUCGAUUGUACAGCGCAACAUGCAAAACUGUGCUAGCCAGCCGCAGCCUCAAACGCCGCAGAUUCCGAAGGCGAUCAAAACCAAAGAGAACUCCAGAUCUGGUAGCAUUCCAACUGGAACUGGGAAAAGCUCAAGCCCACGGCCAACCAAGCGGAGUACUUCAACAAAUAAUAGUACCAGAAAUAGUGUCAGCAGUGAGCGUUCAUCUCCGUCACUUUCCCCCCGGAAAACGAUGAUAAACAUAAGCAACAACCAAUCACGAGUUCAGUUGAACCAAUCGAAGCACACAAAUGCCGCACACUCUACUCCUCCCGAUGGUGGCUCAAGCAACGCAGUUAGCUCGGAUGACGAGAGCGAAGCCAUCAACAUAGAAAAACUGAAAACUAUUCGCAACAAGGCUGCUCAACAAAACAGCCACGUUCUAUUGUCUAAAGUCACUACGGAGAAGGAAAUCGCAGAUGGUACGGCCAUCAUCAACAAUAAAACCACCGAAAAUUCGGCCAUACUUAUUCAGAAAAUUUGGCGUGGAUAUUUAAGCCGAAAACGAGGCCAAAGUAUUGCGGAGAUAUUGCAGAAGAAGCGAACCCAAGAUUACAUUUUAAAGCUUACUAAAGAUAUGGAGAUGACCAAAACUGCACUAGAAAACGAGCGUAAAAUUCAGCAGCUCCAAAUGCAAGCCAUCAACGCUUUGUGGAAAAAGGUUUCCACUAUGCAACCGUCACAAACGGCAAACGGUACAACAGAUACAUUGAAGCUAGAUGUUAUCAAUAACGAGAACAGCUCCGUUUUGGUUGUGCAGGACCUUACUAAGACGUGUUCUAUGUUGAUGAAUCAAGUCCAACAGUUGCAAAGCUCUGUAAGGGAUAUCGUAAACUGCAUGCAGUUCUUCGCCAAUUUGCCGCAACAAACUAGUAGCACAUCUACGGCGGUCAAUUCAUUCAAUGAUCAGAUUAACACCCGGGACAGUUGUGAAACGCAAACAGAAAUUGUAGCGGUUCAUACCCCCCAGGUUGAGCAGUUACCGGCCUUUCCCUUCCGGACAGCCAGUGCGAGCAGUUCUUCAAGUAAGCUUGCGCGGCCUUCUUCGCUGCCUAUCAGCUCGUCGGAAACAUCACCCAAAAUUACAUCUCAGGAGGGUAAACCCAUUAUCGAAGAAGAGGAAACAGACGCUAAAGAGGAACACGGCGAAGAGAUGCUGGUUGAAAUCGAAGCCGACCCUGGGGAUACAGAAGAAAACGACGACGGUGAGCAAAAAGAACUGGACGAGAAGGAGCUCGAGGUAAAACCCGAUCCUGUAAUUGAGAACUAACUUUUAUGCGGUUGUAGAAUUUCUAGCUAGAGGCAUUCGGAAAUCCGCUUGUGUAUAUGUAUUUAUUUGCGAAAGUUUUUAUAAGUUUAAACCUCAAAUGAAAGUACUAUUUUUGUUGUAUAAUUUUAAGCCAAACUGUUACACGCACUGAUAUUCAGUUUGCAGAUGUUAUUUUCCCCAAUUUGUAUCGUGUAUCCGUAGCUUACAAUGUAGAUGUCCAUAAAAAUAUUAACAUCCUUGACGAAAGCGUUGAAAAUGAUAAAAGUUAACCUUGACUCACAAACUGUCUCUACAAUUUCCCGUAUACGCACAUAUGAAUUUAAAGAAAACUUUUUUUUACAAAUGAAAAGUAAUCAUACAUUCUCAAACUCAGUAAAAUAUUUUACGAACAGUUACAAACAUUGUUUAUCGUUUUGGUUUUCAACUGAAUCAAAAGCAUAGAUUUGACUUCGUGAAUAUGGACAUAAACAUUUUAAACGUAGUGUAAUAAAACUAUGGAGAUGUAGCCUCCUGAAUAGAUAAAAUUUUACAUUCCCUAAUAGCUUGCAUUUAUGCUGUCCUCGAAAAAAUGCUCUCUUUCUCUCUGGUCUCUAGAUUGUAGGUAAAUGUAGAUGGUUCUAGUAGUUUGAAAUAACAGCAUAUGAAUUAAAUAAUACAGAUCUCAACAGCAUAUAGAAUAGAACAUGAGAGCGAAUAAGUGCACUAAGUAUGAAGCCAGCGACUUCAGCAGUUCUGCUUUGUACCUUUUUGACAUAAAAAUGCAUACAUUUUACAGCGAAACAAAUAAAAUAUAAGCCAAACCUAAGAA
Messenger RNA from Wyeomyia smithii (pitcher-plant mosquito), 3678 nucleotides. RefSeq lists its product as uncharacterized. The coding region runs from base 30 to 2870 and encodes 946 amino acids. Gene Ontology annotation, biological process: mRNA splicing, via spliceosome. The transcript is spliced from 8 exons. The record is from RefSeq and is a predicted model, not a curated record. NCBI's taxonomy places the organism in Eukaryota, Metazoa, Arthropoda, Insecta, Diptera, Culicidae. Gene Ontology annotation, molecular function: protein binding; U2 snRNA binding.